UCUUCAGAAGAUGCAGAUGUCUCACAGGCCUGUGCAGUGGCUCGCUGUCAUGCUUCUCGCCAUCUUUACAACCGGCCAGUGUCAACAGAACGAGAGUCGGCGAGCUGUGACCGAACACCAGCUGAUGCACGACCGCGGCCGAAACAUCCAGAGCCUUAAGAGACUCAUCUGGCUGUCCAGCGCCAUCGAGGGUCUCCACACUGCCCAGACUCGCUCUGCUGCUUUUAACCCCACAAAGGUUCUGAACCUGGCUCUGAAUCCAAAGCUGGUCCCUGCUGCUGGGCUCCCCCAGCCCAACCGGGUGGAGAGCCUUAUGAGAGACUUCUUUAAUCCCUACCUGACUCAGCAGCCAGACAGUGAGGCGUAACAUCACUUUAAUGCAGAAACAUCAAACUACUGUACACACUUAUUAAAUAAAUGAUCUGUGUUCAUCAUUGUUUGUCCUUAGUGCCACGACAUUCAUUCAGCCAAAGACAAAUCCAAAUCCAAUCUUCAAGAGUUUAGAAGCAGAUUCCAUUUUGUAGUUUUGUUGAGUUUAAGCUUCCUGAAGGUAAAGUUUAUGUACAACAUUACGCUUACAUCGAGGGCUGA
This is a messenger RNA of Etheostoma spectabile (orangethroat darter), 591 nucleotides long. It is a transcript of the gene pth4, whose product is annotated as parathyroid hormone 4. Gene Ontology annotation, biological process: bone mineralization. Gene Ontology annotation, cellular component: extracellular region. The coding region runs from base 11 to 367 and encodes 118 amino acids. NCBI's taxonomy places the organism in Eukaryota, Metazoa, Chordata, Actinopteri, Perciformes, Percidae. Gene Ontology annotation, molecular function: hormone activity. The transcript is spliced from 2 exons. The record is from RefSeq and is a predicted model, not a curated record.